AUGGACAAAAUACCAGUGUCGAAGCGACUUGAAAUUGGUUCAGAUAUUCCAAUAGAUUUUAAGCAUCCGAAUGCUUUAAAAUACUAUGUCACUAAGUAUAACAAUGGUAGAUGGAUAACUAUGAAUGAUCUGAAAUCAAUAAGAAAUGUUGGUUGGAUAGAGUUAAAGUCCACAAUUUUCGGUUGUAAUGAUGUCAACGAAUUUUUGAGAUAUUGGGUAAACUGUGAAGAGGAUAUGCUGAAACUACUGGAUUUGAAUUUGAAAGAAGGCGCAUUUAUCGACGUAGAUGCUCUUACUGAUCAACUCAUCACUGUGCGUGUCGAAGGGGCCAGUUCCCCUCAUUUUUUCAUGUAA
Caenorhabditis remanei is the source of this 354-nucleotide messenger RNA. RefSeq lists its product as uncharacterized. The record is from RefSeq and is a predicted model, not a curated record. The coding region runs from base 1 to 354 and encodes 117 amino acids. Lineage: Eukaryota; Metazoa; Nematoda; Chromadorea; Rhabditida; Rhabditidae. The transcript has 2 exons.